AACCCGGUCGGUUAUCUGCGCGAACUGAUAAGAUUAGUGGCAAUCGUAAAUAACGUAACUAACAAGCUGAGAAAAAAAAACUCAUUACUUUCUAUCAGUACAUCGAUCGAUGUUGAAAUAAUGAACAUUUAUUAAAAUGAGCGUAACCUACAAAGAUGGAGUUAAUUAUCUUAAAUCAUAUACGGGAAUAUUAAAAUGCACAGAAGCCGUUCUUCAGGUGACCCUCAUUAUUAUUUCAGCAAUACUAAAAAUGAAUUUUCAAAUUCAGUUUCUAAUCGGAGUGUCAAUAUAUGGAUUGUUUAGUACAAUAGCACUUCUCGCCUUUCAUAUCCGAGGAACAUCACGGUUUCACUCAGAGAUACCAUGGUUUUACGUCGAAUGCUUUAACAGUGCCCUCAUGUCCUUGUUGCUUUUGGUCAGUUCGUGCUUAGUUAUAACGGUUUUAACUAAAUGAUCGGAUGCAAUCAAGAAAAUCUACACCGCAGAAGGAGUGAGAGGCCUUUAUCAAGGAGCAGGCGUAGUAAUCGUGCUGAUUACGCCAAUGAAAGCGGUCAGGUUCUCAGCAAACGACUAUUUUCGGUACCACUUAAAAGACAAACAAACCAACAUCCUGACUCCUGCUAGACAAGGACUGGCAGGAGCACUUACUGGUGUAGUUCAAUUGGUUGUUACGGUGCCCAUGGAGCUUCUUAAGAUUCAGCUUCAAGAUGCCGGACGUGUAGCACGUAUGGGAACUCAAUCAACUGGACAAGCCCCCCUUCACAAAAUGUCAGCUCUGAAAAUAGCAGCGGAUUUAAUCCGAUCCAAAGGAUUGUUUGGACUUUACAAAGGGACGAUUCCCGCUAUGUGCCGGGACGUGCCUUUUUGUGCGAUAUAUUUUCCAUUGGUCGAAAAGCUGCAAUCAUUGGGACCUCGCAAGACCGACGGUUCAGGUGACGCAAAAUUCUAUUGGUCCUUCGGUUGCGGAUUGGCCGCAGCUUCUUUCACUGCCUGGUUUGUCACUCCAGCUGACAUCAUGAAAACUCGUAUCCAGACCAUUCAUAAAGGAGCCGCAGGGGAUAAAGUUUAUUCUUCCAUUUUUGAUGCGUUUUUGGAUAUAUUAAAAACUGAAGGUCCCAGGGCUUUUUACAAGGGAGGCGCUUGUAGAAUCCUAGUGAUCGCACCAAGUUACGCGGUCAUUCAGAGCCUAUAUUAUCUCGGAGUUGCCGAAUGGCUCCUCGGAAUUGAAAAGGAUACGAAAAUAAUUAAGAAAUAAUGUAUUUAAGUGUAUUUAUAAAUGUGAAAUAAAUAAUUUUACAAAUAUAA
Molecule: messenger RNA, 1305 nt
Organism: Anthonomus grandis grandis
Lineage: Eukaryota; Metazoa; Arthropoda; Insecta; Coleoptera; Curculionidae
Product: mitochondrial glutamate carrier 1-like
Exons: 8
Coding region: 542-1255 (237 amino acids)
Biological process (GO): malate-aspartate shuttle; aspartate transmembrane transport; L-glutamate transmembrane transport
Molecular function (GO): L-aspartate transmembrane transporter activity; L-glutamate transmembrane transporter activity
Source: RefSeq, a predicted model, not a curated record